AUGCUGCCUUUAGGAGAUUUGAAUUUGUCUGGGAUUCAGAUGUACACACGUUCGGUUCAAGGCUUUUUUGGCGGCUGUGGCCACAAGCUUUACUUUCAGGCUAUCAAUUUGGCCAAAGAAGAACCCCACGCGGUGCCUGGGCCCAGAGCUGUGGUUGUACACGCUAGUCUACAGCCAGCCGGCGACGUAAUGGCAGUGCCGGUUGUUCGUUGGUCUGUGUAG
Protopolystoma xenopodis is the source of this 222-nucleotide messenger RNA. Lineage: Eukaryota; Metazoa; Platyhelminthes; Monogenea; Polystomatidea; Polystomatidae. The record is from the annotation of a GenBank genome assembly.